Messenger RNA from Paramisgurnus dabryanus, 9359 nucleotides. RefSeq names its product Ral GTPase activating protein catalytic subunit alpha 1 (gene ralgapa1). NCBI's taxonomy places the organism in Eukaryota, Metazoa, Chordata, Actinopteri, Cypriniformes, Cobitidae. Gene Ontology annotation, molecular function: GTPase activator activity. The record is from RefSeq and is a predicted model, not a curated record. Gene Ontology annotation, biological process: positive regulation of GTPase activity; regulation of small GTPase mediated signal transduction. Gene Ontology annotation, cellular component: cytoplasm; nucleus.
CGUCCUCCGCCAUGUUUUUAGAUCUUCAGAGAGGUGUGUAGUUCUUAGAGGAGGGCUGGCUGCAGUUUUUCUUUUGUCCGACCACCUCUGCAAAAAUGCACCCCUCGCCACUAAUUUAUCACGUUUCCUCACGACCCAUAACACCUUCCGCUCCGUGAAUCUGUCAGAGCCGUCCAUGCCUGAGGGAAUUAACUGAAGAUUAACAUUAGCUCUUCAAAACAUCUCGGGAUGUUCUCUAAAAAACCUCAUGGAGAUGUCAAGAAAUCGACGCAGAAAGUGCUGGACCCUAAAAAGGACGUGCUGACAAGAUUAAAACACCUGAGAAUCGUUAUUGAAAAUGCAGAGCCGAAUGAACUCAGGCACCUUUUCGAACAGAAUUACUCGCACAUCUACUAUGUGUUCUUUGAAAACUUUGUCACCAUUGAGGUUAACCUGAAACAGAAAGGUCACAAGUCACAGCGAGAGGAACUUGAUUCUAUUCUGUUCAUUUUUGAGAAAAUCUUACAGCUGUUACCCGAGCGCAUACAAGGAAGAUGGCAGUUCCACAGCAUAGGUCUCAUUUUGAAGAAACUACUACACACUGGAAACUCCCUAAAGAUUCGAAGGGAAGGAGUGCGGCUGUUCCUGCUGUGGAUGCAGGCUCUACAACACAACGCUCUAAAAGAGCAGCUAUGGAUCUUUGCCUGUCUGAUUCCAGGAUUCCCAGCACCGCAGUCCGAGUUGGGCCCUCGGACCCUGGAUAAUCUCAUCAGUCCUCCGCUUAACCUUCAGGAGGGUCAAGUGACUCCAGAGGAGAUCAGCCCCCUGGUGCCACCCCAAUCCGGAGAUAAAUCCCAGGAGGAUCUAACUGGUUACUUCCUGGAGGCUCUUCUCAAAUACAUGGUAAACCAGGCCAAAAGUCUGGAGUGGAAAUGUAAGGAGAAUCACGAAAAGGGUUUCGCUUUCCUUUUCGCCAAUUUCAAAAAGUAUUACCUGCCCCAUAUCUUCCCCAACUUCUCAAAGGAGACCAGUUUGUACAAUCCUAUUCUGGACAUCCCGCCCAUGAGACCAAAGCCUUACUACGUAGUUGUAAAAAGAGACCCAGAGACCAAUGAAGCCCUUUACUGCACUAAAGAGAGCUUCCUCAAUGCCAGAGUCAUAUUAAUCCGUUGGCUGGUGUCCUUCUGGCUGGAGCCCAAGUCAAACACGGGAACACAGAUCCCUGGCAUGGAAGGAGAAAAUGUGCCUAAGAAUAUCCAGAGAGCGGCGGCAGGCUUAGCUGCCCGAGGAGAGGACGGAGGUCCGAGACAGGACUCUCUGGAUGGUGGAGGGCCUGGUGAGCCGGAGCAGUCGCAUUCCAACACCAGCACCCUCACCGAAAGAGAGCCCAGCACUUCCAGCCUCUGCAGCAUGGAUGAGGAGCAUCUCACCGACAUCGAGGUGGUCAGACGAGUUCUCUGCUCUUCCAGAACCAACGUCAACUUCAUUACAGAGAUCUUUCGACAGGCAUUUCUGCUGCCCAUGUGUGAAGCCGCAGCCAUGCGUAAAGUGGUACGGGUGUAUCAGGAGUGGAUCUCUCAGCAGGAUAAGCCUGUGUUUAUGAGAGAGCCAGAAGAAGACCGAUUCUCAGACCAGCUGGACUCCGUCCAUGAACGAGGAGCUGAUGAUGAGAAAGAGGAUAUGGGGCUGCCGGUAUCCGUUCACAACAGAAACUCUAAUUGGUGCAGGAGUAAAUCAUCUGACACUGAUAUGCUGGAGUACAAUGUUCAUGCUGGCGUUCAAGCUACACUACAGGUUUUCGUCACCAAUUCCUCUAAUGUCUUCCUCCUCGAGUCCGCCAAUGAGUUGAAGACUCUUCUGGAAGAACAUGUUGACAUGUGCAAGCGUGUGCUUAACAUAUACCGCAGUCUGGUCAUGCAUGAAACCAUGAACCAAAAGACCUGGGAGCAGAUUCUGUUGGUGUUGCUAAGGGUAGCUGAAUGUGUAAUGAAAAGGCCUCCGUCCAUCAUGCCUUUUGGGAAAAAGGCUAACACUUUAUCGGGCCGAUUGUCCGGGGCAAUUUUUCAGACUCUGAUUGUGGCCUGGAUCAAAGCCAAUCUGAACGUGUACAUCUCUCGUGAGCUGUGGGACGACCUGUUAUCUGUGCUCUCCUCUCUCACCUGCUGGGAGGAGCUGGUCACCGAAUGGUCCCUUACCAUGGAGACCCUUACAAAGGUGCUUGCACGAAAUCUUUACAACCUGGACCUGAACGAGCUGCCCUUGGACAAACUCAGCGAGCAGAAACAAAAGAAACACAAAGGCAAAGGUGGUGUCCAUGAGGGGCAUAAAAUUGCAGUGGAUCGCUCGUUCUCUAAAGGCUGGAGUCGAGAUCCGCCGGGCCAGGCAGCUGCAAUGAUGAGACAGCGCAGCGCCACUACUGCUGGAUCGCCAGGCAUAGAGAAGGCCAGAAACAUUGUCAGGCAGAAGACAGUGGCUCUGCGUAGUUGCUCUACGGGGGACAGUCUAUUGUCCUCGACCUUUAUCCGCAGUGCUAAAAGCGCACCUGUCCUGAUCCACCCCGUACACCCUCUCCUGCCUGAUUCUGUGCUCACUCCCCUAGCUGAUGAGCUGUCAGACUUGGAGGAACCUCCCAUGGCCCAGCGCGGGCCGCGGAUUCGCCACUGCUCUCAGAGCGAGGAGACUCCCUCGUCAGAAGUGUUUUCUGCAUCCGGCGACCUGGAGCAGCCCCCUCUCCCCCGCAGCAGCAGCACCUCUGACAUCAUGGAGCCCUUCAUCGCAGAGCGGGUCAAAGGUGCACUUCCUGUCUCUGACAGACCCUCUCACUCCACCCACUUUACCACCACCUCGGCCCAAACCGAGUCCCCUCACUUUACCCCGACCCCACUCCAACUUCCCGACAGCCAGGGAUCCUUAGAGCUGGGUGAAAGCAUCUAUGACCAUCUCUGCCAGAUGCCAGGGCAGGAACCCCCCUUUAUUCCUGAUUGGUCCUGUUCGGCUGUCGCUCCGGCCAGUCAGGUUGAAGGUGAGGGCGAGGAGGACGUCUUUAGUGCUUUCAGGGAGUUUUGUUGCAAGGAGAAUGCGGUAGGUGAAUUUGGGGUAUUCGAGGAGACGGGGGAGUCCGGUGCAGAUGGUAGGCAGGUGCAGUUUGGGGGAAGUGGGGAUUGGGCGCUGGAGUGGGAUAGGGAGAUGGAGCAGAGCGAAAAAAGUUUGUACGAGUGCUUAGAGCAGUGCAAUUCGGAUUUAAGCAUCACGCAGAAAGGUUGCGGCACGGCGGAGCCGCAGAUUAGUCUGCAACAGGCAGAGGGCAGCAAAGUCGCACAGUUACACAGGCAGGAUGCUACAGACAGGGUGAGUGAGAGUGAGCUUAGUCCACAGCCUUCCCAGAGGACCAAGCUGUCCAUUUCAGACCCCAAAAAGCGUCACAGCGGCGGGGUACACGUCAGCUUCCGCCCAUCCACAGAGUCUGUUCUGUUUCACAACCCCAUGGACCCCAAAGAGGCCCACUGGAAGACCCGACUUCGCCGUCUCGGCCACUUAGGCAGCCAUUCGGUUGGUGGGAGCGGGGCAGCGGCGAAGGUCAAAGAGAGCAUGGGGGAGGAAGUCGGCAGUUACGAAUCGGCGGAGCGGGAUAGAAACUCUGCCAGCGUGGCGAGGCGUGGCCGACUUGGCCGCCCAACUCUCCGCCCAAGAGGGUCCCGCUCUAGGUCUCAGGAGUCGGGUUGCAGUACCUCUCAGCAGCAGCAGGGGGCACUGUUGGGUGGGGUGUAUAAGUCAAUGGUCCAUGCUCUCUCCAAACCCAAGGCCCAGGCGGUGUCGCCUCAGCGCCACAGCAAAGGGCCCGCUACGGAGGCACCCCUGAAGGACCUGUAUGCUCACGUAAUGGGCUAUUUUGGAAGAAAACCAUCAGCCAAUAAAGAUGAGUUGACACCCAAGAUGAGACCCAUGCCCAACGACACUGGCAACAGCAACCCAAACGUCAGUGAUCUUAUGGAUGAGUUUAUUCAGGAGAGACUGAGAGCCCGAGGCAACUCUGGCAUGAUGAGGCGUGGCAGUAGCCCGGGCAGUUUGGAAAUCCCCAAAGAUCUACCAGAGCUCCUUAACCGGCAAAAUGCCACACGGCCUGCAGACGAUCCCGGUGUGCCCUCUGAGUGGACCUCGCCGGCCAGUGCUUGCGGCAGUGACCUCAUAAGCUCCGAUAGCCAAUCAGAUUCCUUCAAUGCGUUUCAGUAUGUCAACAAGUUUGAGAAUUUCAGCUUCCCACCCGAGACGUGCAAUCUGGGCUCUGUAGAUCAGGAUAGUUUGGGAGGAGCAGGGCAGACUGAGGAACCAGAACUAUCCAGCCUCACCACACCGCACAUAGAUUCAGAAAACAGCAGCCUCAGUCAGCACGCCCUAUCGGCUGACACCGUCACCAUUACAGGUUCAGAGAGCGCAUCUCCCAUGCACUCGUUGGGAGGUUCUCGAUCGCAGACGCCAUCCCCGGCCACGCUGACAUCUGAUAACGUUCAGCAUAAAGACCUGCAGCUGGAUGAGAAAAUGCAUCACUCUGUCCUGCAAACCCCAGAUGAUCUCGAAACCAGCGAGUUUCCGACAGAGGACGGCAGCGUGAUGGCCGGAGGUACUUUGACGGGCUGGCACGCCGAUGUCGCCACUGUGAUGUGGAGGAGAAUGCUAGGCAUUCUGGGAGACGUCAACUCCAUCAAGGACCCUGAAAUCCACGCACAGGUCUUUGACUACCUCUGCGAACUCUGGCAGAACUUGGCCAAGAUCAGAGACAAUCUCGGGAUCUCCCUUGACAACCAGUCGUCUCCACCCCCGCCAGAUCUGAUUCCACCUCUGCGUAUUCUGACUCCGUGGCUUUUCAAAGCCACUAUGCUAGGCGAACGCUAUAAGCAAGGAAAACUCCACGCUUAUAAGCUCAUCUGCAAGAUCAUGAAACGAAGACAGGAUGUUUCUCCAAACUCUGACUUUCUUACGCACUUCUACAACAUCAUGCACAGUGGCCUUCUUCACCAAGACCAGGACAUUGUGAACACCAUCAUCAAGCAUUGUUCUCCACGCUUCUUCUCUAUUGGUCUUCCUGGAGCCACGAUGCUCAUCCUGGACUUCAUCGUGGCAGCGAGCCGCGUGACCGCUUGCUCUUCCCUCAAUGCUCCACGGGUGGAGGCUCAGAUUUUGUUGGGAUCCCUUGUGUGUCUCCCAAACCUGUACAAAGAACUUCCUGCCCUGCACCCCACAACGGCUGACAUCGUCAUGACUAAAUUUACAGAUGUCAAGGAGCACAUAAUCAAACACAUCUUAACCUCUGCCAGAGAUGAACCUUCUGCACCAGCAAGAUGUGUGGCUCUCUGUAGUCUGGGGAUUUGGCUUUGUGAAGAGCUGGUUCAUGGCACUCAACAUCCACAAAUCAAAGAAGCACUUAAUGUCAUCUGUGUCACUCUCAAGUUCUCGAAUAAAACCGUCGCCCUGGUGGCCUCGGAUAUCCUGCACCUGCUCAUAAACUACGUGGAUGAUCUGCAGAAGUUCCCACCCAACACUCCAAAGAAAAUUGUGGAGGUCCUUAUUGCAACCAUCACCUACCUUCUGCCGGCCACAGAGUCCUCCCCUCAUGAGCUAGACAAGAGGCUGGUUGUUUCUCUGCUGCUGUGCUUGCUGGACUGGGUGAUGGCUCUACCUCCAAAAACUCUGCUGCAGCAGGUUGAAAAAGCCUCAGAUAAGGAGAAAACCGACAAGUCUGUUUUGAGCUGCAUCUAUAAGGUCCUCCAUGGUUGUGUAUAUGGGGCUCAGAGCUUCAGUAACGCCAAUUACUUCCCCAUUCACCUGUCAGACUUGAGUAGCCCAGACUAUGACCCUUUCCUACAACUGGAGAGCUUGAAGGAACCAGAGCCUCUCCACUCGCCCGACUCUGAACGCUCCUCCAAACUGCAACCCGUCACUGAAGUGAGAAACCGAAUUCAGCAAGGUCUGAUCUCAGUUGCAGCACGCACAGUCAUAUCUCACCUGGUAAACCACUUAGGUCACUAUCCAAUGAGUGGUGGGCCGGCCACUCUGACAAGCCAGGUCUGCGAGAACCAGGAUAAUCCAUACAGCGAGAGCACAGACCUGACCCCCGAACUGUUUGACGCACCCAACUUGCAAUUCUUUGUGCUUAAUGGAACCACACUGCUGUCCUACCUUCAGAUCCGGGCGGAGGGUGGCCUGCCCGGAGGCGGUAUGUCGGCUGGCCUCACCACCACCAAUGCCUGUGUACGUGUGAUUGUGAGGGACAUUUCUGGAAAACACUCCUGGGACUCAGCUGUACUGUAUGGCCCACCACAUUGCAUCAGUCCUAGUCAACCUUUGCACCUUUAUACAUCCUCCAAUGCAGCAGGAGGAGAACGUGGCUGUGAUGAGGACAGUCUAGAAAGAGGCAGUCAAGAAGAUCAAGAGAAUGGAGCGUUUCACGAGAAUGAGGAGAACCUGGAGGAGGAUGAAGAGGAGGUGAAAGAGGACAUGGAGGAGAAAGAUCUUGAGGAACAGGACGAAGAUGCAGGAUUGGAACUCAUGGCCCCGCAGGCGAAACGGCAGUGCCGUGAGGUUGUGCCAAGCUGGGACUCCCUGCAGGAUGGUGAAGACGCCCUUGACGAGAUGCUGCAGUACCUGGGAUACUCCAGCCCAGAGUGCCUGCAGCGUACCAGCGCACCGCUCAAUAUCCCAGCCCCGCAACCCACAUGCGUGUCCGAGAAGCAGGAGAACGAUGUCAUCAAUGCCGUCCUGAAGCAAUGUGCCGAAGAGCGGGACUUCACGCUGCAUCGUGGCAAUGAUCUGAACAUGAGAGCAGCGGUACAACAAGAGCCAAACCCACAGAGACCCCAGUCCGCCUUUUACUACUGCAAACUGCUCCUUAAUAUACUGGGCAUGAACUCCUGGGAAAAGAGGAACAGUUUUCACCUGCUGAAGAAAAACGAAAAACUACUGAGAGAGCUGAAGAAUCUGGAUUCCAGACAGUGUCGUGAAACGCACAAGAUUGCAGUAUUUUAUGUGGCAGAAGGCCAAGAAGACAAGCACUCCAUUUUGUCCAACACAGCUGGAAGUCAGGCGUACGAGGACUUUGUGUCAGGCCUGGGUUGGGAGGUGAACCUCACUAGUCACUGUGGAUUCAUGGGUGGCCUUCAGCGUAACAAAAGUACAGGUUUGACCAUGCCCUACUUUGCCACUUCUACAGUAGAGGCGAUGUUUCACGUCUCCACGCGCAUGCCCCCAGAUUCAGACGACUCGCUUACUAAAAAGUUACGACACCUGGGCAACGAUGAAGUGCACAUUGUGUGGUCAGAGCACUCACGGGACUACAGGAGGGGCAUCAUUCCUACUGAGUUUGGAGAUGUGCUGAUCAUCAUCUACCCCAUGAAGAACCACAUGUACAGCAUCCAAAUUAUCAAGAAGCCCGAGGUGCCAUUUUUUGGUCCCCUGUUUGAUGGAGCUAUAGUGGAUGAAAAGAUCUUACCCACAGUCGUACGAGCCACGGCCAUCAACGCCAGCAGAGCUUUAAAAUCCUUGAUUCCUCUCUACCAAAAUUUUUAUGAAGAAAGAGCGAGGUAUUUGGAAACGAUAGUCAAGCACCACUCCGAACCCACAACGUUUGAGGACUACGCGGCCCGUGUUUUUUGCCCCGCGCCUUUCAACUAUCUCCCUUCUGAAGCAGGCUCAUGCAUCGAGAGUCAACCGGUCGAAAAUCCAGCAAUGCAGAUAGACGGGGGAGAUUUAGCCUCGCCAAUGUCGCCUCGUGCUAGCAAGAGCCGCAUGUCCAUGAAGCUACGCCGUUCUUCCGGUUCUGCCAACAAGACUUGAGCCUUUCCUUAACUCUAAGCCGUUCCCUUUCACUCCAUGACUCCGCCCAUUGCAGGGUCAGAUACAAGCCACGCCCCCAUUCUAUCGACUCCUCCCACACAUGACUGAGAGCCAGAAGGAUCAAAGACAGAUUUGCAGUUGUUAAUGUACGGUGGGGAAAAAGAGGGUGGAUAUUGCUUGUUUUACUUCGUCUGCUGUCUAUUGAGCUGCCCGAUACUUGGAGUGCCAGUAAAAUGAGAACAAAUUAAAAGUUAAUAAAUUAUAACGUCGCCAAAAGCAUAACUUUUUAUAUUUGUACAAAAGACUCUAGGGCGCUGAGGUUGUCUUUAUAUGCUGAAAAUUUGAUGGUUAUGGCUGGAGACGAUUUUUGUCAUGCGGAUGUACAUUUAAACUCGAGCACUUCUGGCUGUUACAUUUACUUUAUAAUUUGUUUCACUCCUAAUGUGGAACGGGUUUUUAUGUAACAUUCACACUCGACGGUUUAUUUUUGUUUUGUACGUUUGCCAUUUUUCUUUAUGGAUCACACGUUAUUAUGGUUGUAAAUCACUUGAUUUGAAUGAUACUGAUUGUUUUUAUCGGUGAUGUUAUACCGGAUCGCCCCAUUUGUAACGGUUAUUUGUGUGUAUAUAUCUAUAAAUAUAAAAUAUAUACAUAUUUAAUGUAUGUGUAUAGUGUAUGAACAGUAUCUGAUCUGUGUACAUAUUUAACAGUAUUUAAAUCAACCAAAAAAAGGGUCAUUAAAACUCAAGCCACAUAGAUCAUACAGGAAUAGUCUCUACAGCUUGAAUGUUUGUAUGGCUUAGCCCUGCUAUAGUAUUGUUCAAAUUUCUGUCAUAAAUCCUUUGUUUGAUUCAUCUUGGCUGAAAUGUUGUUUAAGAAAAAGAAAAAGUUUAACUUGAGUUGCCAGGUCUUUAAAGGGAAUGGGCAAUGUUGCCAAAUUGAGCGGAAGUGCACAUUGGUCUCCGUUGAGAUUUCACUCUUGCUAAUGAAGAGAUUAAAUGUAACCUGAAAGUGCACGAUGACAUCUCCGACACACAACUUAUAUUGAAGGCACUCAAUGUUUAUCACAAAGUUUCUUUUUGAACAUUUAAUAGAUUAAAUGCCAUAGAGUACGGAUGCAAGAGGUAAGGUUAAUUCACACUUGUAUAUUUUCCAGGCAUAAAUGUUAUGAAGUUUUUUUAAUGUUUUGUUUUUUAUUUAGAAGUUUAUUUGAUAUUUGUUCAUGUUCAUACAAUUAUGCGUUUGAAAUCGUGCAGCACUCCUGGAUUCAAACUAUCACAUGUAUAUUAAAGCCCCGCACACAUGUGUCUGCCAUGUGCGUCAUUUUAAGGAAGAAACUAUCGUGGGUAGAUUUUAUGUAUGUUACUACUGAACAAAUGCUGCAUGAUACCAGUAAUAACUGCAUGUGUUGAUAUAACAGCUGCACAACACACACGCACGCAUACAGAAAUCCACAAUAAUGUCAUGCGGUAGGAUCUACACAUUUGUAUCAGAUGUUGACGAAAGAGUGUGGAUGUGCAAUUACACUUAAGAAUAAAAUGAUUCUUACAACA